AGCAACAGCCCUCAAGAUCCCGAGAAGAGCGGCCAGGACCAUGAAGUGCCUCCAACAAGAAUUCGGAAGACACCAUCUGCCCCUCCCCCGCUAUCGUUUGAUCCCUGGACGAAGAGGAACUCUAUCAUCAUCUGCUGCCUCGGCCUGCUGUUCUUCGACCUCAUCCUGCCAUGCAUCAUCUACUACUCGCUCACCUACUGCACGAACCUCGACGAGGAGCAGGUCCUGGGCAUCUCAUGCGCCUCUCUCGGGCUCGGUGAGAUGAUGGAGCUGCCGCUGCGCGGAUACCGGCUGGCCAAGCAGCACGACGUCUACGCGCCUCUGGGCCAGCACUCCCGAUGGGCCUUCGAUUUCCUGUUCUGGUGGUACGCCAUGGCCACUAUCAUCGGCAUCGUGCCCUAUGUCCUGUCGACCAGUCUCGACGAGCCGAUCGAGUGGCUGUUCCUGAUGACCCCGGGCUUCAUCGCCGGGUUCGCAGUAGCGACGACUGCCGUCUCGGCGCUGCCAUUCCCGCUGCCUUUCAGGGUCAGUUCGGACGCACGCGGCGAGAAAUGCAAGCCGUUCGUAUACUACGUCAUUGAGGAUUUCGUAGCCGUGGAUGCAAGCCAGAAGCGAAGCUAUCGCGAGGAACUGCGCGCGAGAUACAACGCCUCGCCCAUCUUCCGACGCAUGAUCUGGGACGUCAAUAUGUGGUGGACAGUUGGCGGGCUCGUCUUCAUCGGCGCCCUGGCUGGCAUGACUUGGGGCCUGGCAUUCCCAAUCGCCUAUGGUCUGUCCUUCGGUUUGUUGUUUGUAUGGAUGGGUAUCUGGGCUCUGGCGACGUGGCUGUGGGUCAGGCGUGGACUGCGCAGGGAACGGGAA
Messenger RNA from Amorphotheca resinae ATCC 22711, 861 nucleotides. RefSeq lists its product as hypothetical. The record is from RefSeq and is a predicted model, not a curated record. Lineage: Eukaryota; Fungi; Ascomycota; Leotiomycetes; Helotiales; Amorphothecaceae. The annotation marks the transcript as partial. The transcript has a single exon.